Coffea eugenioides is the source of this 1033-nucleotide messenger RNA. RefSeq lists its product as uncharacterized. Gene Ontology annotation, cellular component: ribosome. Gene Ontology annotation, biological process: translation. NCBI's taxonomy places the organism in Eukaryota, Viridiplantae, Streptophyta, Magnoliopsida, Gentianales, Rubiaceae. The record is from RefSeq and is a predicted model, not a curated record. The transcript has 3 exons. The coding region runs from base 37 to 750 and encodes 237 amino acids. Gene Ontology annotation, molecular function: structural constituent of ribosome.
UUGCUCCCAUUCCCAUCGUUCCCUCACCUCACCAUCAUGGCAGCAUUGUCAUCCCUCCUAAAAUCCCUCUCUUUCCUUUCCCUCUCAGAUCAAAAUCCAUCCCUUUCCCUUAAACCCCACCAAAACCCCUGCUCUCCACAACUCCCUUUUUCUUCAUCCUCGUCUUUCCCUCCCCAAUUUCUUCUUUCCACUGCAAACCCAUCACCCGACCAGCAAUCCCUUUUGAACCCACUUCCCAAAACUCCCAUAAAUCCCCAAUUUUACCCUGCUGCUGAUUAUUCUCCUUCUCCCUCUUUUGAGUCCCUGAUCAUAUGCCCGUCACUUGCCUAUGCGAAUGUAUACUUCUUCAAAGAUAACUUCCGCAUUGUCUGCGGCGAAAAUGAAUCUGAGCAUCAGAUUGCUGACCGCUUCAUGAGAGCUACGGCGAGGUCUGGCGUCUUUUAUGAAAUGAAGCGCAGGAGAUUCUUCCAAACCCCUAGGGAGGAGAAGAAAAUGAAGUCUCAGCUCGCUGCCAAACGUCUGAAAAGGUCAAAGAUGAGGGCUGCCAGGUUCCGAGAAGCUGAGCCAAAGAAACCAAGAAUCUUGAUGAACCCAAUUGAAGAGAUGAAGAGGAAUGCUCGAAUUGCUGCCAAACGACGCUCCUCCAAAAAGCGCUUACUGAGGAAGGACGCCGAAGAGAAAAAGGAGCUGAUUGCGAAGAAGGAAAGCUACAUCUCAGACGAUGAUAAUUGGGAGUUUGUCGACGUAUAAGUUCCCUAUACCUGACCACCUUGGUCCAAUUGCCAAAAAUCUGGCAGUGGUCAGAAUUGAUACCUGUAGUUUUGGAUACAGAUCCUUAGGAGAAUGGGUUGCUUGAUACCAAAUUAAACUACAGCUGGGUAGCUGUUUAUGAUUUAUCAAAGCCCUCAAAAUAUAUGUAACUCUAUCCAUCUUUAGGAUCAACUAGUUUGUAAGCUAACGCUCUUACAUGUCCUUGGCAUGCAUUCUGCACCUUUAGAUCUCCAAGUAUGAAGUCCACCAUGUUUUUGCUGCA